Oryza sativa Japonica Group (Japanese rice) is the source of this 3096-nucleotide messenger RNA. RefSeq names its product ABC transporter A family member 7. Gene Ontology annotation, biological process: transmembrane transport; lipid transport. Gene Ontology annotation, molecular function: ATP hydrolysis activity; lipid carrier activity; ATP binding. The record is from RefSeq and is a predicted model, not a curated record. Gene Ontology annotation, cellular component: membrane; intracellular membrane-bounded organelle. NCBI's taxonomy places the organism in Eukaryota, Viridiplantae, Streptophyta, Magnoliopsida, Poales, Poaceae.
CUCCCCCCACCUCCUCCGCCUCCGACGAUGGCAGACACCUCCUCCUCGUCGUCGUCGAGGGGCGCCGCCGGAUUCGCCACGCAGGCCAAUGCCCUCCUCCGCAAGAACCUCUGCUUCCAGAGGAGGAACAUGAAGACGAACGCGUGCAUCACGGUGUUCCCGGUGUUCCUGUGCGUGAUCCUCGUGGUGCUCCAGGGGGUGAUCAACCACGAGAUCAACAAGCCCAAGUACCAGUGCGGCUGCGCCUGCGUGGACGCCGCGCCGGACGGGACCUGCCGGAGGACGGAGUGCGGCGUCGAGCACUCCACGCUGGACCAGGUGGGGAGCUGCCCGAUCAAGAGCCCGACGCCAUGGCCGGCCUUGGUCCAGGUCCCCCGCCCCGAGUCCCGGGCCGUCAGGAUCGCCUCCCAGCCGUUCGACGGUUUGCCUGACCCGACCUGCAGGGACACAGGGUCUUGCCCUGCCUCUGUCCUUGUCACCGGAAUGAACCGCUCGCUUGCUCAAAGUCUUUGGGGUGGAUUGUUCCCUGCUGUGCCUCCCUCUCUGAAUUUCACGGAUUAUCUUGACGCGUUCUCCAAGAUUGUUGCUGGGUCAGACACAUGGACAUGGACAACGCAGUUCAUAGAGCCGGUAUUUACCCCAGGGCAUUCUUUAUAUGUGGUCCAGCCUCAGUGUUCGUCCAAUUUAUCACGAACAAUUUCUAACAAAGCUGGACCUGUACCCAUUCAACUCAAUAUAGACUGCGUUCAAGGCUUAUCAUUAUGGCGUGAAAGUGCAUCACAAAUUAAUAAUGAACUAUUUAGAGGUUAUAGACAGCAAGGUGGAGGAGGUGGAGGAGGAAAGACAAAUGAAUUUAUUGCAGGCUAUGAUUUUCUGAACACAAACAACAAUGGUCUUGAAAUAAACAUUUGGUACAACUCUACAUAUAACAACAACACUGCAUAUGACGUCAUCUCAUUGCUACGAGUUCCACGCUUGGUUAACACGGCAUCCAAUGCAUACAUGAAAUUUCUUAAAGGAAGUGGAGUGGAGAUGCUGCUUGAAUACGUUAAAGAUAUGCCAAAAGUAGGAACCAAACCAAAAUUUGAUCUCUCUUCUCUUCUUGGUGCUCUGUUCUUCACCUGGAUCAUUGAACUACUUUUUCCAGUUAUCUUAACAUAUCUCGUGUACGAGAAGCAACAGAAGCUGAAAAUUAUGAUGAAGAUGCACGGCUUGAAGGAUGAGCCUUACUGGAUGAUAUCAUAUUCUUACUUCUUUGCUCUAUCAGCUGUCUAUAUGAUAGUGUUUGUGGUAUUUGGAUCCUUGAUAGGUUUAAAUUUCUUUAAAACAAAUAACUACGGCAUUCAGUUUGUUUUCUACUUCAUCUACAUAAAUCUUCAGAUCGCACUUGCAUUUUUCGUUGCGGCCUUCUUUUCUUCUGUAAAAACAGCCACAGUGGUUGGUUAUAUAUAUGUAUUUGGUUCUGGCUUACUAGGGGCAUUUCUUCUGAGGUUUUUUGUGGAGUCUACUAGUUUUCCGAAGGGUUGGAUAGUAGUCAUGGAAAUCAUCCCUGGAUUUUCGCUGUACCGAGGGUUAUAUGAGCUUGGUCAAUAUGCAUUCUCUGGAAAUGCAAUGGGAACAAAUGGUAUGGAGUGGACUAAUCUGAGGGACUCUGAGAAUGGAAUGCGCAAUGUCUUGAUUAUCAUGGUUGUCGAAUGGGCUAUUCUACUCCCAUUAGCAUUUUAUUUGGAUAAAAUCUCAUCAUUGGGUAGUGGAGCCCGUAAAACACCCAUGUUCUUCUUGAAACGUUUCAAAAAUCGUGCUGUAUCACUGCGGAGGAGCUUUGGGAGACAAGGGUCUAAAGUAGUUGUUGAAAUGGACAACCCUGAUGUUUCCCAAGAAAGAGAGGUAGUCGAGCAACUUCUGCUGGAACCAAAUGCAAGCCAAGCAAUCAUAUGCGACAACCUGAAGAAGGUUUACCAUGGAAAGGAUGGAAACCCGGACAAACUUGCAGUUCGAGGGUUGUCUCUUGCCCUCCCUAAAGGCCAAUGUUUUGGUAUGCUUGGCCCGAAUGGAGCUGGGAAAACAUCAUUUAUCAGCAUGAUGAUUGGGCUCAUUCCACCCACAUCUGGCACAGCAUUAGUCCAUGGGAUGGACAUAAACACUGAUAUGGAUAGCAUCUACACAAAUAUGGGUGUAUGCCCACAACACGACCUACUUUGGGAAACAUUGACUGGAAAAGAGCAUCUAUUGUUUUAUGGGAGAUUAAAGAAUCUUAAAGGCGCUGAAUUAGAGAAGGCAGUUGAUGACUCCCUGAAGAAUGUUAACCUGUUUCACGGUGGUGUUGGAAAUAAGCAAGUGGGGAAGUACAGUGGUGGCAUGAAACGAAGGCUUAGUGUCGCAAUCUCAUUGAUUGGGGACCCCAAGGUUGUUUUCAUGGAUGAGCCUAGCACUGGACUAGAUCCAGCAUCAAGAAAUAACUUGUGGAAUGUUGUGAAGGAGGCAAAGAAAAAUCGUGCUAUCAUUCUUACAACACAUUCAAUGGAAGAGGCAGAGGUGCUAUGUGAUAGACUCGGUAUUUUUGUAGAUGGUGGUUUUCAAUGCCUUGGGAAUCCAAAGGAGCUGAAAGCUAGAUAUGGUGGCACAUAUGUGUUCACUAUGACAACAUCUUCAGAACAUGAACAGGAGGUCAAACAGCUGGUUCAGCAUUUGUCACCAAGUGCAAACAGGAUAUAUCACAUAUCAGGGACGCAGAAAUUUGAGCUGCCAAAACAGGAGGUGAAGAUAGCAGACGUUUUCCAUGCAGUUGAGAAGGCAAAAAGACAGUUCAGCAUACACGCUUGGGGCCUCGUCGACACCACCUUGGAGGAUGUCUUCAUCAAGGUUGCCAAAGGAGCACAAGGAGUCAAUGUGAUCGCGUAAAUAAUAUUAUGGAUCGAUAGGUGGUUAUUUUUUUUCCUUCAUAGGAUCAUGUGUUGUAUAUAGUUUGUUUGAACUAUAUGCUAACCUUUACUUGGCAUUGUGAUUGAGUUGUUCAUGUAGUAUGGUAAAGUUGUAUAUUUAGCAACCAUGGAAUUCAUAUUGUAAUGUAUAACACCAAUUAGGCCUUUUUGGGUU